Messenger RNA from Cladophialophora immunda, 1997 nucleotides. RefSeq lists its product as uncharacterized. Gene Ontology annotation, biological process: protein folding; protein peptidyl-prolyl isomerization. The record is from RefSeq and is a predicted model, not a curated record. Gene Ontology annotation, molecular function: peptidyl-prolyl cis-trans isomerase activity; protein binding. The transcript has a single exon. The coding region runs from base 39 to 1892 and encodes 617 amino acids. NCBI's taxonomy places the organism in Eukaryota, Fungi, Ascomycota, Eurotiomycetes, Chaetothyriales, Herpotrichiellaceae.
CAACAACAUCUCAGAACCCACCAGCUCAAGAGCAUAUCAUGGCAGAUUCUCAGUCCCGCAAACGCUCGAGGUCUGUCGAUGGCGCAAAAUCCGACAGCGAGUCCUCUGACGAUGACUUUGGACCGGCACUGCCGUCCUCGGUUCCCCCGAAAAAGAAACGCAAGCUCCCAUAUGAAUCUCUGUACGUGGAUGCCUUGCCGAAAGGCGUGAGGUAUUCCAAAUCAUUGAUGCACAAGGAUCAGUUGCUGGCCGUGACAAUUGCUCCGUCGCCGGCUGAUUUCGUCAUCACCACGUCAGUCGAUGGCGUCGUCAAAUUCUGGAAGAAAGUUGCGGUCGGGAUCGAGUUCGCCAAAGAGUACCGGGCACAUGAAGGACGCAUAGUGAGCUCCUCGGUCAGUGUAGACGGAGCUUUCUUCGCCACAGCUGGCGACGACGACGACAGUACCAUCAAGAUUUUCGACGUCAUUACCUUCGAUCUACUGUCAAUUUUGAACCUGGAGAGCCCAGCUUCUUGUAUAUGUUGGGUACAUCGGAGAGGAGCUUCGCCGAUAUUAGCUGUCGCUAGAGGCAAAGAGAUACAUAUCUACGAUGAUCCCGGCAACUCACAGACUCCUGUGAACACUUUGUCUUCUCUUCACAGAGCCCCCGUGGUGGCUAUGGCGUACAACCCAGCCUUUGACUGCGUCGUGUCAGCCGACUCAACCGGCAUGAUUGAAUAUUGGCAACCAGGCGACAAUUACGAAAAGCCGGACAGCGUCUUCAAGAUGAAAUCAACGACGAAUCUGUUCGACUUCAAAAAGGCCAAGUCCGCCCCUUGCUGUAUCACAAUUUCGCCGUCGGGCCAUCAGUUUGCCACGAUAUCAUUUCCGGAUCGGAAGAUUAGGGUUUUCGACUUUGCUUCCGGCAAACUCUACCGGUCAUACGAUGAAUCGUUGGAGACAAUAACCUCGAUGCAACAAGCAGGGACUGCGCUUCAGAAGCUCGAUGAGGUUGAAUUUGGACGAAGGAUGGCAGUUGAGCGCGAACUCGAUAAUCCGGUUGUCAGGUCAAGAAUCAACAUCGCUUUUGACGAAUCGGGCCAUUUCAUUGCGUACGGAUCACUCUUGGGCAUCAAAGUGAUCAACACUCUCACCAAUCGAGUGAUGAAGGCGUAUGGCAAGGACGAGCCAUUUCGAGCUUUGAACGUGGCUUUGUACCAGGGAGCUCCUCAGAAGAAAGAAGUGGUGACGGUGUCGAUGGCUGCCAGUGCCAAUCCCCUGCUGAACGAAGCCGAGGCUCGAGACCCCAUGCUGUUUGCGACCGCAUAUGGCAAAGUCCGGUUUUACAUGUUCACCAACGACGAAGAAAUUAGUAAAUCGACUCGCGAUGUGCAGAACGAGAAGCCUCGAGUCAUUUCCGGAAAGAAGCAGGAAGAAAAGAAGGCCCAAUCAGGCACAUCUGCCGUCCUGCAUACCACCUAUGGCGACAUCCAUAUCAGAUUGUUUCCGGACAAGGCCCCAAAGGCGGUGGAAAACUUUGUCACCCACGCGAGGAACGGCUACUACAACAACACCAUCUUCCACCGGGUGAUCAGGAAAUUUAUGAUACAAGGCGGAGAUCCACUUGGCGAUGGCACCGGCGGCGAGAGCAUCUGGGGAAAGGAGUUCGAGGACGAAUUUUCCGAUCUCAAGCACGACAAGCCAUAUACCGUGAGUAUGGCAAAUGCUGGGCCCAAUACAAAUGGGUCACAAUUCUUCAUCACCACGGAGAAGACACCAUGGCUGGACAAUAAGCACACCAUAUUUGGACGGGCGUACAAAGGGUUGGAUGUGAUCCAUCAAAUUGAAAACACAAAGGUGCGCAAGGAGAAGCCAGAAGAGGACAUUAAAAUAGUCAACAUCUCCAUCAGUUGAGGACGGCAGUGAAUCCAAUGUGAAUAUAAAGUGAAGUCAGCCCUUAGCUUGACCAGAUAAUGCGUAGCAGAGGAGGACUAUUGUGGACCAUGUAUCGAAGAAAUG